This is a messenger RNA of Apus apus (common swift), 4827 nucleotides long. It is a transcript of the gene CEP15, whose product is annotated as chromosome 9 C3orf14 homolog. NCBI's taxonomy places the organism in Eukaryota, Metazoa, Chordata, Aves, Apodiformes, Apodidae. The record is from RefSeq and is a predicted model, not a curated record. The transcript is spliced from 5 exons. The coding region runs from base 215 to 610 and encodes 131 amino acids.
GACCUGACUCCCCUGGGCCCCACCUGCCUCCCCGGGGCUUCAACCCAGACGAGGGCUGAGCCUGGAGCUCAGGGACGCCGCAUGUCAAGCGAUUGUCCCGUGGUGCUGCGGCCGGAGGGCGCUCACGCUUGGGCGCUUGUUCGUUGCUGCUUGUUUGUAAGCUGGGGCUUCCCUAGGGAAAAGAGAGUGACAAAACUGGGGUAAACAACUGAAAAUGUCAUCCUAUUUGGCUCAGGAGGCUCACCUUGCUAGAAGACAUGAAGAGAUACUGUCUCAGAGAUCAGAGCUGCUACAGCAGAUGGAGACUUAUCUAGGAGACAAAAAGACUAAAAAGACAUGGCAAACUCAAGCAGCUGAUGCAGCUCAUAAAAGGAAUGCAGCACUUUUAAAUGAUAUACAAGCAGCAGAAAAAAAGCUGCAAGAAAGAGUGUAUUCACUUCCACAUCCCGAUACUGUUAAGUUAGAAACUCUCUAUUGGGCAUCAGUAAAAGAAUCUCUUCCCAAGUGGGAACAGUUUCUUUUAGGAAGAGCCGAAGUUCCUAUUGGUUUUAAGAAUACGAAAACUACAAGACAGAACAUAAGCUACCCAGAAGAAGAUUCACAAAAAUGAACACUCUAGUUUAAUUUUGUUUUGCAGUUUAUGGCUUGAGCAGACAAGGUCAGCCAGAUCAGCCAACAGAAUAUCACACCAUUAAAUUGUAAUGUAAAUCAUGCAGAUGAAAAUGCAGAUGAAAACUGUACUGGAUUAUUUGCUUCCAUUGUCACAUGAUGUACAAAUCUUUAUAUUUGUGCUGUAGUAGAGAAACAGUCCUCAAAGGGACUUCUAGGAUCAAAAGUGAGCAAAACUGGUGUAUAGAAACCAAAGCAAUUGCUUUUUCAGUAUGAGAAGAGUUGUAGAUUAUUUUUAAUCUUCUGCUUCUACCUGUAAGUGCAAGAAGUAAAGACACAUUGGUGCAUUAUCUUUCUUCGCUGCAGUCAUCUGUGCUGUGUGUGUCUUUGUGGCUGGGGGAGAAAGGAGGAAUUCACCAGUAAUGGGAAAGACAGGCUGUUGGCAUCAGGCAGAGCAGCUUUGGUUGAGCACCAGAAAUCAGUGUAAAAGCCUUCAUGAGAGCAGUUGUAGAAAGAACACACUGAAUUUCUGCAUCUUCCUCUCCCUGAUUUUUGUCAUUGCCACUUUCAUUUCUCCUACACCUCAGCCCAGUAGCCACUGCUGCUUUUCCCAGCCUCCUGCUGCCUACUUUAUAUUUCCUGUCUAAUGGGUGAGUAAAGACAAGAAAAAGUGAACAAAUCUCUAGGUUUUGGUUUUUUUUCUAGACUGCUCUUAAUGCUGUUUUCUUUAUGUUGACAUAAUCUACAAGUGAGACCUUUUGCUUAGGCAUGAAAAGUUUGAAAGAAGCAAGCUGAAAGGUGGCUGGCAGUGCAUGCCCAAGAAGAACCCACCAUAUAUAGAAGCAGAGGAAAUUAUAUCUUCAUUUUCAGUCACUGAAUAGCUCCUCAGCUUCCUCCUACAGAGGUGCAGUUUCAGUGGGCUAACUCGGCAUGAAAAUUUCACUGCUCUAGUGCAGUGCUUCUUAAAGUGUCAGUUCAGUGAAGGAUCCUUCCAGGUAUGUGACUUGGCCUGCAAAAAUUUCAUCCUCCCUAAGCAAAGGAAGCCUAGGAAAAAAUUAUUAUAUUUUUUUUUUUUAAAUUUUAAGAGCCUGGACUUGAGUCAAUAUAUUGCUAGAAUUUAAUGCCAUAUGCAACAACACACUUCCACCUCCAACAUGAAAAUAGGAGGAAAGAAUUUUAGCUCUGCCAGUGUCUGAGCAUAUGAAAAUUACAAAUUUUGCUCAGCUACUAGUGAACUGAUCUAUGCAUCUCCAUGCUACAGAGAUUUUAUUGUUAAUAGUAGGGAUAUUUUAAUGGCUUUUAUUGAAGCUGAGGUACUUAUUAGCAACAUUUCUCACAAAUAGCCUGACUGCUUUGGAUCUGUACACUAAAAAUCCUGUGUUCUUUUAGUUAAUUAAAUAUAGGUAAGUUAUUCACUGAUUAGCUGGUGGUGGGGACGUCAUGGUCCAGUCAGAACUAGAGAACUAACUUCCAAAUGAAAGCUCUAGUGACUCUGGGUAGUCUUUAAUGAUCAACACCUGCAGACACUGUUCUCUGUGAAAUUAGGCACCCGGUUUUGUCUGAAUUUAAAUUAGCUAAAGAAUCACUGACACAGUAAAAUCAAAACAUCAGCUGCAUUAUAAAACUGUAUGUUUUGAAAAGGAAUAUUAGGAGUUCAUUUAAAACUUUUUCUAUUGAAGUGUCCAUUAAACUGAUAAGUUUUUACAGAAACUGCCAUCUUAGAAAUAUCCUGUUGAGUGGGUGUUGGUGUUUGUAACAAUAACGUUGUUUUCAUAAUAUGUGAUGGCAGAUUAGCACACUUCUCUGCAGUGUUGUUAACAGUUGUAAUUAAGGAAUAAACAGUAAAGGGUGUCAGUCCGAUGACAAUUUCAUCUAUAGUGUCACAAUACAAAAUGUCACAAAAUAUUAGAACUGUUAUAUAACUACAAAAAUAUCAAAUUAGGCUUUCAUCUUACAAGCAGAGAGCUUAAAAAAAAACCAUCAAACAACAACAAAAAACUGGCAUAGAUACCAUUGCCAUUUUAUACCUACACAGUGUUCUGUCACAAAGACAAGUUGGUAAUAUUUUCUUCUGUAAGAUCACAGUCUGGGUCUCAAUCUGAUUUAGUGGGAAUGUGUGUGGUUCUUAGAAUUGUAGAACUCAAAUUUAGAAAGCAAAUAUUUGGAACCAGUUGAGCAGACAAGGAGGGAAAAGCUAUUACACAUGAUGCCCAAAAUAAAAGGAUGGGUGAGCACUUAGUUGCUAACAAAGACUAGGAUUCAUCCUUGUCUUUGCAUCCAAAGGGAAAUCACUUAACUAAAAUCUGGGCCCCUAAGUACUUUAUAGGUAUGAAUAAUCUGCGUCUUUAUCUCUUUGGACUCCUCCUAAACACUGGGACACAAUGCAGAUGCUCACUAUCUCCUUGUCCCUUUUGAUUUCUCAUGGAAGGAAAGCAAAGUGUGUGGACUAUCAGGGCAUGGCAGCUGGAUGGGCAAGGAUUGUGCUGUGAAAGGCACCUGCAGGCAGUGUUAGUGUAGUUUUUGUGCUGCAGUUAACUGCUCAGGUACUGUGAUUCUGAUUAUUUUGUUGUUACUGGGCAAAGAGAUUAAGAUUAAAGUGAAAUUAUCCUAUUUUCAAAGAAGGAUAUUCCUUUUUUUUUUUAUGCAACAUAUCUUUAGAAGCAGUAGGACAAGUAGUGCCUGGAAAACUACAAGGGAACAUGUCCAGAAAAUUAUAAAAUUAAGAGAAACAUUUAAAGCAGGCAUAUGUAUAGGUGACUGCUCUUAGAGACAAGAGCCUUCCUGCUGGUCUGUGGUCUGAUAUAAAGAAAUGCAGUUGUAUCUAAGUGAAGCAGCCCAGCAGCAGGGGCAGGGAGGCACCCAGCAGGGCCAGCCAGGUACAGGAGAGAGCACUUCCUGCCUUGGCACAGACCUCGGGGCAAGCACUGGCAGGGAACAUAAUUACAUGGUAUCUCCUGGUAGAGUUGUUGAAUGCACAGUUUGAUUUACUAUGGCUGAACUAGCUUGCCACUUGCCUUUCUAGAAAUAAAAAAUGGAGAAAGCAAACAUUAAUUCAACUUAACUGUUUAAAAAAAUAUAAUCAACCAAAACGAUGGUUUAAUGGUUUAAUGUUGGCUUUAAAUGAGAUCUUGAGUGGGUGUUCUUUACCAAGUCAAGGCUGUUACUUCAAACAUAUCCAUUCUAUGCAGUUAUAUCCCAUCUUCUCCCCAGUUUUCAUAUAUAUAAAAAUUGAAAAUAUUUAUUAUAUAUGUUACAUUAUAUAUCUCUCUCUCUCAUAUAAGUCCUACCCAUCUUGGGUAAAUGUUUUUUUCCCUCAGAACAUAACCUGUUACUCUGCAUUCUUGACUUGCUGCUUGCUUUUUUUGUGUUAAAAUGUAUGUAUACAUAAGCUGCAACGGUCCUGAGAGCCUCUUGCUUCUUGUGCCUUUCUGGUGGGUGAGGAGAAGCAAUUGAGAGAAGAGCAGUAAGGAAAACCAAAGGUUUUGCCUGUUUGUAAGUUAAUCUUUGAGUAUCUUUCAAGAAGAAAUAAUCAUCCUUUUUUAGGUUUAUGCACAGUAACCACAGUACUAAGCCAGGAGCACAUCCUGUUCACCCAUCUUCUUACCUCUACCACCACAUUCCUGAGCUUUUUACUUUCUCAGUUAUUCUGGCUGUGGGGGCAGUAGCAGAAGGCGUGUUAGUUUCCCCUAGGAUGAGAAAUUUCUUACUCCACAAAAUCUUUCUCAAGCCUAUGAAUUUCAUUUGAGAGUAUAUAUGAAAUAAUGAGAGGUCAGACCUGUGAUAUUUGGCACUAACUAUGGGAUCCUCUCAAUGGUAUUUAUUCAUUCAGGGUCUUGGUUUCAUAGACAUUGGGAGCUAGAUUUUAGGCUGGGCUUAGAAUUCUUCCUUCCUGUCUUUUUCAUUCACAUAGAGCAGGUCAAGGAUGUAGAUGCUCAGUUUGAGCUUGUUGGUACUGAAAAACAGGAAAACCAAAUUUGAAAUGGAAUGUACUUGAUGAGGUUACAUCUGAAAGAAAACAUUAUUCACUCCAUAAUGGUAAUUUUCAUAAUAUUUUAAUAAUUGUGUUCAGAUAUAACUUGACCUUAAAUAUCACCCCAAAUGCAAGCUGUUUUAACAUAUUUGUAAUGCUAAAGUCUUCAUUACUGUGAUACUCUGUUUGCUCAAGGAUUAUAAUCCAUGGAUAAUGUGUAGCAGUUGGAAUAAAGCUUUGAUCCUGUA